Messenger RNA from Siniperca chuatsi (mandarin fish), 3699 nucleotides. RefSeq names its product RAC-beta serine/threonine-protein kinase-like. The record is from RefSeq and is a predicted model, not a curated record. Lineage: Eukaryota; Metazoa; Chordata; Actinopteri; Centrarchiformes; Sinipercidae. Bases 301 to 1740 code for a protein of 479 amino acids. Gene Ontology annotation, molecular function: protein serine/threonine kinase activity; ATP binding. Gene Ontology annotation, biological process: protein phosphorylation. The transcript has 14 exons.
AUGAAUGUGCGCCUUCUUGCCUGCAGGUGGUGUUGGUGUGUGUUCAGAGAGCAGCGACCAGCGACCAUCUAUCUGAUACCAAGAAGAAGAGAGUCCAUGGUGUUUUUCUGGGUGGAUGGCCUGCACUGGAUCUAGCCUGUCAAAACUACAUUGUAGCGAGAGCAACGUGGGAUUAAGUCAGUGAAAUCAGGUGCUUUUCAGAUUUGAUAACUGACUGAGACUUGAACGGGCCUAGAGAGAAAUCCACUGUUCCCCUCCUGACCUCCUGUUCCUGUCCCUCUCUGAAACACAUCUCUCACCAUGAAUGAAGUUUAUAUAGUCAGAGAGGGCUGGCUCCACAAAAGAGGUGAAUAUAUCAAAACAUGGAGGCCCAGGUAUUUCAUCUUGAAGAGUGAUGGUUCCUUCAUUGGUUACAAGGAGAAGCCUGAUCUAAACGACCAGACUUCACCACCACUCAACAACUUCUCAGUAGCAGAAUGCCAGUUAAUGAAGACUGAAAGACCCCGGCCCAACACAUUUGUCAUCCGUUGCCUACAGUGGACCACUGUCAUUGAACGCACCUUUCACGUGGACAGCAAUGACGAGAGAGAGGAGUGGAUGCGGGCAAUCCAGUCUGUGGCAAAUAGUCUGAAGAUGAGAGAACAGGAGGAGGAACCAAUGGAUGUGUUUGGUUCACCCAGCGAAAGCAGCCUGGAGGAGAUGGAGGUUGCUAUGUCCAAGAGCUGCACCAAAGUGACAAUGAGUGACUUUGAGUACCUGAAGCUGCUUGGGAAGGGGACGUUUGGGAAGGUAAUUCUGGUCAAAGAGAAGUCCACCGGUGUACAUUAUGCCAUGAAAAUACUGCGCAAAGAGGUCAUCAUAGCCAAGGAUGAGGUGGCCCACACAGUUACAGAAAGCAGAGUGUUACAAAACACACGACACCCCUUCCUCACGACACUGAAAUAUGCCUUCCAAACCCACGAUCGACUCUGUUUUGUAAUGGAAUACGCUAAUGGAGGAGAGCUCUUCUUCCACCUGUCACGGGAUAGAGUGUUCACAGAAGACCGUGCCCGCUUCUAUGGUGCCGAGAUUGUGUCUGCGCUUGAGUACCUCCAUUCAUGUGAUGUUGUUUACCGUGAUCUGAAGCUGGAGAAUCUGAUGCUGGACAAAGACGGCCACAUCAAAAUCACUGAUUUUGGGCUUUGUAAGGAGGGCAUUACCCCUGACGCUACAAUGAAAACCUUCUGUGGAACUCCUGAAUAUCUGGCACCUGAGGUCCUGGAAGAUAAUGACUAUGGCCGGGCGGUUGACUGGUGGGGUCUGGGUGUGGUCAUGUAUGAGAUGAUGUGUGGCCGUCUGCCUUUCUACAACCAGGACCAUGAGCGUUUGUUUGAGCUCAUCCUCAUGGAGGAGAUCCGUUUCCCCAGGAACCUGUCACCCGAGGCCAAGUCCCUGCUGGCUGGCCUGCUCAAGAAGGACCCCAAACAGAGGUUAGGUGGAGGUCCCAAUGAUGCCAAAGAAGUAAUGAGUCACAAAUUUUUCAUCACCAUAAAUUGGCAGGAUGUGGUACAGAAGAAGCUCACCCCACUCUUCAGACCGCAAGUGACAUCAGAGACAGACACCCGGUAUUUUGAUGAGGAGUUCACAGCGCAGACCAUCACACUCACUCCUCCAGACAAGUAUAACAGUCUGGACUGCGAGGACCCCGGCCAGCAAGCACAUUUCCCCCAGUUCUCCUAUUCUGCUAGCAUAAGAGAGUGAUAGCAUCUCUACCACACACACACAAACACAUGAGGCAUGAUCACCUUGGCCACAUCCCUUACAGCUAUAAAAUGACCAGAACCUCCAUCUUUAAUGAGGUUUUGGUCCCGUCAGGAUCUAAGUGCCUUGGCUGGCGGCCAUAUUGUUCUAUAGAAACCUCCUUCGUCCACACUACGGACAAAGCCUGGCCAGACUGGCUGUACUGUAUCAAACUGGACUUCAGUACCUCACAUAGCCAUCAGCACAACUCAACAGCACAAUCAGGACUCUGUCUGUAGCACCUUCAGAUGGCCUAUAAACUACUGCUGCUUUUUCAGACUGUAAACCACCAAUCAUUUUUACCACUUUUUAUGGUCUUUUGAGAAGCCAUACAGUUCCUUUAUGACGUUUCCAAGUGCUCUUCUUCAAAACUAGCUGUUACCACUGGUGAUAGAAAGGGAGGAAGAAGUGUGGCAGUUUGCUGGGUGUUUUUCUGUAAGGUGUGUGUGUAUUUUCUUUUGUGAGAAAACAGCAUCAAAUCCAAACUGAAUCUCAUCAGUUUAGUCAGAAUGAGUCUGUGAGAGCAUGAGGUUUUGUGUGUGUCUUAAUAUGCAUCAGGAACAGAUGAAUUGAUAACGCAUGAUGGUCAAAGGGUCUCCGCAGAGAAAAGCUUUGACAAAGUGAAACGUGAGGUGUUGGAGAGAGAGGUUGUCCUUUUGUGUUUGCAAUGAAAACAAAUCACUUGUAUAUUAGUUUGCUCUCAUCUCAGAAUGUGAUCUUUGUUAAACAGAUCUCUCUAAUGUGCGACACAGCAAUUAAUGGAAAUUGGGAAUACCUUAAAUCCACAAGGUGUAUAUGUUGUUUUUUAAAACAAGGUUUUUUAUUUCUAAAACAUUUUUGAUCUUUCUUGAUCAGCAAAUUACACACCCGCCAUGUGAUUUAAGAGGUUUAAAAGCACUUAGUAAUUUAAAGCAGACCUAAUUUUUCUCAGAUGGACAUGUUCAUAAUGUAGCUGAAAACUUCCUGGAUUUGUGUCAGUGCUUAUUAUUUUUUAUAUUAUUAUAACACCUCACCAAAAUGUGUCAGUUGAACUGUGAGAUACCAAAAGUUGGAAUCAAAUGUCCGGUCAGAUUCAUAAUCCUGUUGACUUCUGUGAUCAGAUAGUUUCUGAUUUACAUCAACAUUUGGCCAGUUUAAAUUUAUUAAAUUUGAUGAAGUUCUUGUAAAGAUGUGUGUGUUUGUACAACAUUUAACAUUUGAGCACUUUGGAUUUUUCUUUUUUUUUGUUAAAUGAGAAAAAAAAUGUAGAAACCCUCAAAGUAAGGUAUCAAAAAGUAUCAUUAUGGUAUCUGUCCUGAAAGUCAAGUGUGGUAUCAGCACUACUAUUGAAAAAAGAAUAAUCAGCCCUAGCACCAAACUGAAUUCAGUCAUUUCAGAGAAUAUGUUCAUAUUUGGAGUGUCGUCCUUUCUUGGCAUUCAAAGCUAAUUUUGUAAUGUUUCCAAUUCACCCAUACCUAUGAUAUAACUCACCAUCUUGUACUUUACCUGCUGGAGACUUUACAAGUUUGAAGUUGUGGCUGACAGUUCACAUGUCUUAAUGUCCUCCUGGCCAUUGCGUAUCUGUCAUCUUUUAUAAAUCUUACUGUUCUUACAGUGUAUCCAAACUGCUGCUUUUCAGACUUGAAUGUGCCACUGGAUUUGAUUGGACAUGUCUUUGCUGGAGAGCUAAAAAAUCAUCUAGGAGCUACGUACAUCAUGAACAUGGUCCAUUGUGAGAUGUUGUGUUUGAGUGCAAUGGUGACUUGCAAGGAUGUUUUUUUUUUUAUUAUUUUCAAUUCUUCUCAUCUAUUAUUAAUCACUGCACAACAUUAAAUGGUAACCAGGAUAUAACGGGCGUUAUAUUGUACAUGAAAAUGCACCCAACAUCGUAUUGGUGCUACACUGUUGAGUCAUUCGUAAAUAAAGAGCUGGUGCAGACAA